Messenger RNA from Pundamilia nyererei, 2667 nucleotides. RefSeq names its product protein FAM53B-like. NCBI's taxonomy places the organism in Eukaryota, Metazoa, Chordata, Actinopteri, Cichliformes, Cichlidae. The transcript has 6 exons. Gene Ontology annotation, cellular component: nucleus. Bases 478 to 1785 code for a protein of 435 amino acids. Gene Ontology annotation, biological process: protein import into nucleus; positive regulation of canonical Wnt signaling pathway. The record is from RefSeq and is a predicted model, not a curated record.
UGUUACAAUCAAUGCUGAAGGCAGAAGCUCAGCUCUCAGCUGCUUGCAGUCUUGCUUGGUCCUACUCUGAGGACGCUGAACUGGCGGCUGCAACUGCGAUAAACUUUUUCUUUUUCGCUUUCCGUUUGUUGAAGAUGACCUAACCUCGAAAGAGCCUCUGCUAGCCAGCUGGCUGAGCUUUGUGGACACCAUCAACACAAUACCCUGAAGAACUGGUUUGGUAUGAGGGUACAUUAAUUGGAAAUAUCUGGGAAUUUUCACAGGGACACAGAAGCAAGAGGUCAUCCUUGACUGGCUAGAGAUUGGCUGACAUUUGAGAGACCUACCUCCACCACCUUCACAAGUACUGCUCUUCAAAUGGGAAAUCUUCCUCUGCUUUUUGCCCAAAUGCACUGUCUGCCCUCUGCUCUCAUAUAAGAUGGCUGCCUGUGGCCUUUUUCUGCACCUGAACAGACUGGAGCAGAGCUACUUGCUACCAUGGUGAUUGUUUUCUCACAAACACUGGAAAAGAAGAAGGCUGCCAAUGAUGUAACGUCCAAGAGUAUCGAGCGACGGCUGUGUGAGGUCCCCACCAUGAGCAGAGGGACCACCCUCCUCUCCCGUGGAACCGUAGAGGCAGAUAGAUGGUUGGAUAUGGGGCGAAGCUGUGCCAUCCAGCAGAGAGCUCCAUGCCAGUCUGGUACUCCUCUAUGGGAUGUGACGCCUGAUCACAACAGCCACUGUGCCAAGGAACCAGGCAGCACCACAGCAAUCACCAGCCUGAUAAGAGAUCUGAGUCUCUGCAACAGCACUCACGCCGCAUCCACCACUGCACACUACACCACUACGGCUACCAGCCAAACUCCUACGGCACCCCCGAGCAAACGUCAGUGUCGCUCUCUGUCACUCUCUGAAGAAUUCACUGGCUUCCGCUCAUCUUGGAGGCCCCAAGGGUCCCGAGUAUGGACAACGGUUGAGAAACGAAGGUGCCACAGUGGAGGGAGUGUCAGAGGUGGGGGAAGCCAUUUUCCCACCAUGCAGCGUAGCUCCAGCUUUAGUUUGCCCUCACACUCCAGCAUCACUUUUGAUGGAAUCCAGGACCUGCCAUUCUUCAACCAGCCGCUGCCUCUCCAUCCUCAAUUCACUGCCUCUCCAGUCUCCCCUACCUCUCUUGCCACACAUCAUCACCACUCCCAAAAUCACGUCUUCCUCAGGCCUCUCUCACUUUCCCAUGAGCAGAUCAGCCUGCCAGAACACCAGAGGGAAGAGGCAUCGGAGACCAGCUCUUCAGACUCCACCCCAGAGCUGGGGAGACGAGCUAGCCAGAGAGCCAGGGGAAAGGGGUGUUUGUCUCGGAGCAGGUCUCAGCCCUGUGUGCUAAAUGAGAAAAAGGUCGGCAUGAAGCGCAGGAGACCAGAAGAUGCUCAGGAGCAGCGGCCCUCUCUGGACUUGACAAAGAUGACUCAGACUUUACAAAGCUUAAGCUGCCCUGGAUUUUCAUCUAGCGACAACUGCCAGUCAGUCUUGUCCCCGCCCACCUUGGACUUAAUCGACCAACCGGAUUCAGACUUCACAGGCGUGUCUGAGCUGGGACUAGAGUCAUGGCAGGAAGUGAUAGGAGAUGACGAGGAAGCAGAUUCAUCUUACGAGGAUAGCGACUCCGCUUGUAGUGUGGACUCACGGCCUGGGUCUCCUGUAGGCAUCGAAGAUGGUAAACGCACCCUCUGGAAGGGUGACUGUGGGACACAGAGGGACAUUUUUCAGCUUGGGGGAGAGCUGGAUCUUGAACAGAUCGAAAGAAACUAAACUUUGCAUCGACGAUUUUAAGACUGUGUCUGGACUGUUAUGGAGAAAUGACUAUUAAGAUAAAUAUGAGGAAAAAUAAUAGCUAAUUUUGUAAGGGAAAGGCUUUGAAAAGACAAGGAUGGUGAUACAUAUGAUGAAGCAUUGCAUAUGUUGCUAAUGGCUGGCUUCUUUAAUGACACCUUUGCCUUGAACAUUCUUACUGUUUGUUUAAAAAGCAGUAACCUUAGUUUGUUUUGUGUUGGUUUUUUUUGUUUUGUUGUUUGUUUGUUUUUUUGGGUUUUUUUUGGAUCAGAUAUUCAGCUUAACUCAGGAGUGGGAAAUUGAGGGUUUGUCUUAAAUAAGUGUCUCAGCCCCCCGCUGUCUUUUAACCUGAUGACCUUUCCAAAGUCAGCUAACCUUAAGUUUGUAGUACUGUAGCAGUAGCUGGGCUCUCUUAUAUUUAGCUCAAAUUUGUUUUUCCAGAGAAAGUGGAGGGCAUCAACAAUGGGGUGACACAGAAAGAGGCAAAGACAGACUUACCCUUGGCCUUCCUCUUCAUCUUUUGUGCACACGUGAAAAUCUGAUUUGUUUUUUUUGCUGAAUGUAGGCUCAAUAAGCUUUAUGUGGAGUUCAGAAAAUGUAAAGUGCCUUCUUCUGGAUGCUUGCUGUCUCAGUUCUCUUCAAGAAACUUGCCUCAAUCGAAGCCACCUUUUCUGACCCAAAUAGACAAAUUGUAUUUUUUGAAUUAAACACUGAAUCUCAAAUUGUCAGUUCUAACAUCAGUGUAUAUUUUUCUAAGUAACAGGUUGUUGUUUUUUUUAAUGAGCUGUUUGUGCAGGAUUAAGAAUAUAAGGUCUUUGUUCUAUAAGAAUGAAUAUGAAAUAAACGUACAUCCUGCACUCA